GGGAUCUUGCCGCGGAAUGGCUCUGCAACGUCUACAGCAGACGCUAGCUCACCUCAGUCGAACAAACCCUCUUUCAUUACUGCAAGGUCCUAACGAACCAGCGCUCUUACACUGGACCUUGGGGACCAUUCUAGACAUUCAAACAGAGAAGUUCGCAUCAAAGACUGCCGUGGUAUCCUGUGCCCAAAAUAUUCGUCACAGCUUCUCUUCACUGCGAGAACGAACUCGACAGCUCGCACGUGGGCUACUCGCCCUGGGAGCUCGCCACGGUGAUUGUAUCGGGGUGGUCGCAUGGAAUUGUGCAGAGUAUGUGGAGCUCUUCUUUGCGUGUGGACGCAUCGGCGUCAUUCUUGUUGUCCUCAACACGACAUACACUCCGGAGGAGCUGAGACGAGCGAUUAUUGCUGGCGAGUGCAAGUUCUUGUUGGCGGCGACGACCAUUGGCUCGCGAGAUAAUGGUCCAUCUAUAGACGCACUUCUUGACGCCUCUGGUGCUAUCGAUGUGCCCGGCCUCGAACAGAUCUUACUGUUGAUGAAAGAUAACUCUAAACAUCACCAUCUAUCCUCCUUGCAGGAUGUGCUAUCUCGCGAACAUGAAGUCACCUUGCAGGCUCUGCGGGAAGCUGAACUUGCCGUCAAUCCGCAUGAUGUCUGCAACCUACAGUUCACGAGUGGGACGACAGGGAACCCAAAGGCAGCAAUGUUGACGCAUUAUAAUAUUAUUAACAACGCUCGAUUCAUCGGCGAGCGGAUGGGGAUCACAGACAAGGAUAUCCUUUGCUGCCCUCCACCGUUGUUCCAUUGUUUCGGCCUAGUGCUCGGGUUGUUGGCCAUGGUCACUCUCGGCGGAACAAUCGUGUUCCCCAAUUAUACUUUCGAUGCCGAUUCUGUGCUACGCGCAGUAUCUGAGGAGAAAUGCACUGCGAUCCACGGCGUGCCAGCUAUGUGGGCGGCAGAACUUCAGUUACUUGGCCCGCAACAUGAUGUUUCGACGCUGUGGACGGGCAUUGCCGCCGGAUCGGCAACGCCCAGGCAGAUGAUGGAGGAUUUGGGCAAGAGGAUGAAUCUCAAGCACUUGACCAAUACAUACGGCAUGACGGAAACCUCACCAGCAAGUUUCAUGACAUCGAGCCGAGACUCACUCGAGCAACGACUGGCUACGGUAGGGAAGAUCUUGCCACACACAUCUGCGAAGAUAAUCGACAGAGAUGGGAAGAUUGUGCCCCUAGGUUGUAAGGGGGAACUUUGUGUUUCUGGGUAUCUGCUGCAAAAAGGCUAUUGGAAAAACCCUGAAAAAACAAAUGAAGUAAUGGUACAGGAUGACGCAGGCGUAUUAUGGAUGCAUACCGGCGACGAAGCAUCUUUUGACCAGGAUGGAUACUGCAAAAUUACCGGCCGCAUCAAAGACGUGAUCAUUCGCGGAGGCGAGAACAUCUUUCCUCUCGAGAUCGAGGAGCGGCUUAUGGAACACCCCAUGAUUGUCAAUGCAAGCGUUGUCGGCCUGAAAGAUACCAAGUAUGGGGAGGUAGUGGCAGCAUUUCUGCAGACUGCAGACGGUAAGCGGCCGGGGGAGGAAGAGCUACGUGAAUGGGUGCGUCAGAAGUUGGCAAGGCACAAGGCGCCGAAACACAUAUUUUGGAUUGGAGAUGCCAAAGUCAGCGACACAUAUCCCCUGACCGGCAGUGGAAAAAUAAAGAAAAAUGUCCUCAGGGAUCUUGGGGACUCUCUGCUGCAAGAGAUGCUACAGUCCUAG
Molecule: messenger RNA, 1753 nt
Organism: Exophiala oligosperma
Lineage: Eukaryota; Fungi; Ascomycota; Eurotiomycetes; Chaetothyriales; Herpotrichiellaceae
Exons: 5
Coding region: 17-1753 (578 amino acids)
Biological process (GO): fatty acid metabolic process
Molecular function (GO): medium-chain fatty acid-CoA ligase activity
Source: RefSeq, a predicted model, not a curated record